UCUGUUCUUUUUUGUUGGGGAGACCUGCUAUCUAGCAGACUGGUCUUCCCAGCUGGCCGGUUCGCUUUUGGAGGCAUUACCAGCCAGCAGUCAGGCAGCUAGCUCUGUGUUGCCACAGGCCAAGUUUGCUUGGCCUCCCCCAACACACAGUGGACCCUUAGUAGGCAUCUGACUUGAUCAAUUCUGGUGUUGCUGUGGGUUCGACACUAGUGCGUCAGGUUUUAACUUUGGAUCGGUGAUAGUCUGUGUGAUGUUUGGACCAGUGCGUCGCGCAACCUACCUGGUUUACGCUCUUGUAUUUAGAGCUACUCAUCGGGGGACCUUUUGAAAUUCUUGGGCACCUUUUCUACACUAGUGUUUUAUUGUGCACACUUUACCUGCCUGGUUGGAUUUGUUAUUUUGCUCCCCUUCUCUACUACUCCAAGAUACUAUGGAAGCGGAAAUAUUGGACUCAUUCUUGGAGCAAGCUUACAAAAUUGCCGACGAAACAAAAGGAUUUUGCACUAAAAAAUCCUACAAACGUAUGAGCACUGCUCAAAACGUCAAAUACAUUAGUGGCCAAAUUGAAAAGAUUAUUGACCUGGCCGCUGCCACUAUUAAAAAGAAUUGUUUAUCCCCAAGUAAGUGCAUGGACUCUGGAGGUGGACAGGAAACUCUCUCACCCCCAACCUCUAACACAUCGAGAGGGGACUCGACACCAUACCAAAAACUCAACGAUAUCCUCAUUGCAGAAGCUACACCGCCUAUGCCUGUCCUGCAUCCCCCAAAAUCAAGCCCCAUUAGGAGUGGAAGACUUGAGGGAAUUCAUGAUAAAUUGGAGGAUAACUACCAAAAACUGUGCCACAUGCUUCAGGAUGUGAACACAAAACUUGAUAAAAUCACCGAGAGCAAUAAAAAAAUAGAGAACGGCGUAGAGUAUAUGGUGGACAAGCUAGAUCUUGAUGCACCCAUUACUCAGGUGGAUGGCUUGUCAGGGAAACUCGACAGGCUUGUUGAGGAGGGCCCACUAAAAGAAAUCCUUGAAAACCAGAUUUCUGUUAAAGAAAAAGUGGAGCAGCUCUGUACACAAAACGCCAUGGAGAUUCCACCACAGAAAACUUAUUCUGCUGUACUACAAUCUGGAAAAACCAUCAACCCUCUAACCAGACCUCAGGUUUUGAAUGCUAACCCAGAGGUCUUAUUACUUUAUGAAAACGGGGAGGUAAGUAAUUGUAACAAACUGAGGAAAAUUAUACAUGACAAGAUAAAACCAUCUCAGCUCAGAAUCGGAGUCGAUAGAAUGAGAAAUAUUACGGGAGGAGGAGUAGCUAUAGAACUAAAGAAACUUGAUGAUGCCAACAAACUCCAGCAAUACAUAGAGGAACAAAUCCCAGAAAUAUCUGUUAAAAAGCCAAAAAAACGCCUGCCGCAUAUCUCAAUCUACUCUGUCCCUACUCAUGUUAGCAGAGAAAAACUACCUUUUAUCAUAUACAGGCAGAACGACACUCUUAGCACAAACUACUCUGAGGAAGAAUUCUGUGAUGCUUUUAGAAUUAAAUUUAGCAUGGGAGGAAAAGGAAAGGACUAUAUUAACUGGGUGAUUCAGGUAAAGCCUACCCUGAGGAAGCAGCUUCUCAUGCUGGGGAAGGCUUCUAUUGAAUGGUCAAAGUGCAGGGUUUCAGACUUCUGUCCGGUCCUGCAAUGUUUCCACUGCUGCAGGUACGGCCAUUCGACGAAAUCCUGCAGUCAGCCUACUCCUACUUGCAGUCACUGCUCAGAAGAGCAUACUUUUAAACAAUGUAAUAACAAGGAAAAGCCGGCAGUCUGCUGUAACUACAGGCAAGAAAAGGCGGAAAACACAACACACAACGCACAGGAUGGCUCCUGCCAGGUUUACAAGAGGAUCAAAUCUAACAUAAUUAAAAGAACAGAAUAUGGACCAACGCCAUAAUAACCAUUUACGUAUUCUGCAAUACAACACAGGGAGGAGUAUAGCAGCUACCUCUAUCAUGACAGCUAAAAUUAAUAACUUUGACCUUAUUCUAUGUCAGGAGCCCUACUGUAUUAGAAACAAGCCAGCUUGCUUACCGAGCACCUGUAUCACAUUGAGUGGUACCUCAGAUUAUCCCUGGGCACUCUCCAUCACCCCUAACGAUGAGCUACCCAUGCUACACCAUAAAAAUGUCAGCACCCAGUUCUUGUCCUGUACCGAGAUGAAUUUCUACGGAAGCAGAUAUAUUUUCAUAAAUUUUUACUCCCCGAAGGACAGUGACAUUGAGGAAACACUGUCAAGCAUCCAGCAUAGUAUGGAUGUCUUCCCUAACGCUUUCUACAUCUUG
This is a messenger RNA of Centruroides sculpturatus (bark scorpion), 2318 nucleotides long. RefSeq lists its product as uncharacterized. The coding region runs from base 431 to 1930 and encodes 499 amino acids. The transcript has a single exon. The record is from RefSeq and is a predicted model, not a curated record. NCBI's taxonomy places the organism in Eukaryota, Metazoa, Arthropoda, Arachnida, Scorpiones, Buthidae.